Molecule: messenger RNA, 1137 nt
Organism: Brachypodium distachyon (stiff brome)
Lineage: Eukaryota; Viridiplantae; Streptophyta; Magnoliopsida; Poales; Poaceae
Exons: 3
Coding region: 1-1137 (378 amino acids)
Source: RefSeq, a predicted model, not a curated record
AUGACGCCCUCCUCUGCAUCAAGUUGGCUCGCCGAGCUGCAGCAACAGAGUGUAGCAGGAGAUUCGGCUCAAGGCCCUUGCUGGGCACCACCUGCCGACAUUGGUGGUUCUGCAUCUCCUUGGUACACGACAGGGAAUAUUGACGACUCCAAUCCUCAAGCAUGGGGAAUGGAUUCUUACCCGCCCGGUGGCUUUCUUAGUCUCUUUCAGAACACAUCAAGCCAAGCACAAGCCGUUAGCAAUGGGACUCCACAGCAGCCAAUCAAUGUUGGCGAUGACAACAAUGGUGGCAAUUGUCCAAGGACUGAGAAACGCUUGUUGUGGACAAAAGAGGAGGAUCGUAGAUUGGUUAGUGCUUGGUUGAAUAAUUCAAAUGAUCCAAUCCAAUCAAAUUACAAGAAGAACGACCAGUAUUGGAAAGAUGUUGCUGCUGUUUACAACAGUACCACCACAAAAAACAGGACAAGGCUAGUCAAGCAAGUGAAGGAUCGCUUUGCGAGAAUUAAGAAAAGGGUUGCAUGGUUUUGUGCGAGCUGGAAGGAGGCUAAUGCUUUGUAUGCCAGUGGUGAAUCUGAUGUGGAUUUAAAGGAGAGGGCAAUGAGAACUUAUGAGGCAGACCAUAAAGAAGAUGGUCCAUUUAUGUUUGAGCAUUGUUGGGAGUUUCUCAAAAAGGAACCAAAAUGGGAUGCCUAUUUGGAACGCCUAGAAGAUCUAGAGCCGGACAAGAGGAAGUUUAGUGUUGAUGAUGAAGUGGGGCAGCAUUUCACUCUAGAUGAUGCUCGUGAUGAACGGCCACCAGGUGGCAAGCAAGCUAAGGAGCAGCGAAAACACAAAAUAAAGGAUCAGAAUUGUAUUGUAGAUCUUGAAGUUGAGCUUACCAAGUUUGUAGAUGCUCAGAAUGCAGCAAAUGAAGGCCGCAAAGAGAUGCUAGAAACACAAAGGCGUGUGUCUAGUGAGAAUCUUGAAGCUCGGAAGCUUGCGUGCCUUGCAGCAAAAGAUCACAAGGAGUCAGUCAUGCUAGAAACGUACCGAUCGUUGAUGAUGCAAGACACAAGUGGGAUGCCCGAAGAUGUGAGAUCCGAGCACGUGUUGGCACUGAAGUGUUUCAGGGAGAAGUUAUUUGGCAAAACUGAUUGA